This is a messenger RNA of Thunnus maccoyii (southern bluefin tuna), 1150 nucleotides long. It is a transcript of the gene jagn1a, whose product is annotated as jagunal homolog 1a. The transcript has 3 exons. Gene Ontology annotation, cellular component: endoplasmic reticulum membrane. The record is from RefSeq and is a predicted model, not a curated record. NCBI's taxonomy places the organism in Eukaryota, Metazoa, Chordata, Actinopteri, Scombriformes, Scombridae. Gene Ontology annotation, biological process: granulocyte colony-stimulating factor signaling pathway; endoplasmic reticulum organization; vesicle-mediated transport. The coding region runs from base 102 to 653 and encodes 183 amino acids.
CGCACAGCUCUUUGCAACAUUCAUUCAUCUCAUCUUUUGUUAAAGCAAUUUCAAACAACGAGCUUGACAAGAAACACGGAAAUACGCAUUGUUUUCUCAACAUGACAUCACGCGUUGGCCCCAGAGCUGUUGGCACCAAUGGAAGUGACUUUAAACACAGAGAGAAGGUGGCCCCACAUUACCAGAUGAGUGCUUCCUUGAAGUCAGAGGUGCGCAAGUUAAACAUAGUCCAUCUUCUGAUCUGGCUCCUGGUGGCUGCACAAGUGACUGUCAGCCACUUAAACCUGGUGUCACAUGACACAGUGUCCAUGCCGUACCAGUGGGAGUACCCCUACCUGCUCAGCAUCCUCCCUCUGCUCUGUAGCAGCCUGUCACUUCCAAAGAACAAUAUCAGCUACCUGGUCAUAUCCAUGAUCAGUGCAGGGCUGUUUUCUGUGGCACCUCUUAUUUAUGGUGGAAUGGAGAUGUUUCCUGUAGCACAGCAGCUCUACCGCCAUGGGAAGGCCUACCGUUUCAUUUUUGGCUUCUCUGCAGUGACUGUUAUGUACCUAGUCAUGGUGGUUGCUGUACAAGUGCACGCAUGGCAGUUAUAUUACAUGAAAAAGCUUUUAGACUCGUGGUUCAACGCCACUCAGGAGAAGAAGAAGAAAUAAUGGCGGAAAGAAAGCUGUGACUGGGCAAAACUGUGUUUUUAUCUUAAUUUAUACAUGAUUAAUGAGUCUUAUUUGUGUUUAGUUAUUCAGUCACCAUUCAUCAUGGAAAAUCAUACCUUAGCAACUAGUGCUCUCUGUAAAAUAGAGGAAGAUUUCAAAUUCAUCCAGGAAUCUGGAGUUGUUGUUUUUACACAUGUAAAACUGAUGAUAAAUGUCUAGCUCACACAAUCAGGAGUGGCAUUAAAGCAUCAUCAAUAAACACAGCAUUCAACCACCUCACACCCUGUUCAACACAGAGUCUGGACUUCUGCUUUUUUCCUCACAGAGAAAGAGGUCAUUUAGGACCAGGACAUUGUUGUCAUCUCUCUAAAAAUGUCGCCAUGAUUGAACCGAUGUAGAGGUGUUCAUACUUAUGGAACAGUGACAGCAUGAACUGUUCCAACACAUAUAUUUUGCUUAAUGUAUUUAUUAAAGGAAGCAGGUUUGCCUCUGCUGCA